AUGACCACAAGUGGCGUGUGGUCGCCGAGCAAUGCAGGCUUUGAGAUGAAGCGCAAGACUUCGUUUUCCAUGUUGGACAACUCGGUUCGAAGGCCGAUGCCGGCAGCAGCGAAACCUGGUGGUGAGGAGAAGAUGGCGAAACUCUGGAAGUUGAUGGAGCAUUAUGAGCCGAACGAUCAAGACUCCAUCAAGAAGUCCUUCGCCCGACAUCUGGAGUAUUCUCUCGCCUGCACGCGAUUCAACUUCAGAAUGCAGGAUGCUUACCGCGCUGCUGGGUUUGCCCUCCGUGACCGCCUGGUUGAGUCCCUCAAUGACACAGAAGCACAUUACCGGGAGAAGGAUGUCAAAAGGGGCUACUACUUGUCUGCAGAGUACUUGAUCGGGCGGCAUAUGCAAAAUGCCAUUGCCAACCUGGAUCUUGAGCGACCUUUCCGGGAGGCGUUCAUGGAUCUGGGCAUCCAGCUGGAGGAGCUCCUCUCGCAGGAAGCAGAUCCGGCCUUGGGCAACGGUGGCCUGGGCCGUCUCGCCGCGUGCUUCUUGGACUCCAUGGCCACGAUGUCGCUUCCUUGCUGGGGCUACGGCAUCCGCUACAGCUACGGCAUGUUCAAGCAGCAGAUCGAGAACGGGCGCCAGGUGGAGCAGCCAGACUUUUGGAUUGGUGAUGGAUGCCCUUUCGAGAUCCCUCGUCCUGAUGUCACUUACCCAAUCCGCUUCUAUGGCCACGUGGAGGAAGCGGAGGUAAACGGCCAGAAGCUCUCGAGGUGGGUCGGUGGCGAGAUCGUGCAAGCAAUGGCCUAUGACAAUCCCAUCCCCGGCUUUGACACCUUCAACACGAACAACCUUCGGCUGUGGCGUGCUUGCCCGUCCAAGGAGUUCGACCUGGAUGCCUACAACAGUGCCCAGUUUUCCAACGCAAUCGACCAAAGGAGGAGGGCAGAGGAUUUAUCUGCUGUUCUUUACCCCGACGAUACCACCUACGAGGGAAAGGAGCUUCGGCUGCGCCAGCAGUACUUCUUCGUGAGUGCUUCACUCCAGGACGUGCUCCGGGACUUUAUCAAGCGGCCGAGCUACCAGUGGUCUGAGCUGCCCGAGAAGGUAGCCGUACAGAUGAACGACACCCAUCCAACCAUCGCUGUGGCGGAGAUGAUGCGCUUGCUGGUUGACGUGCAGCAGAUGGAUUGGUACGAAGCCUGGGACCUCACCAGGAAGUGCCUGAACUACACGAACCACACAGUCAUGCCCGAGGCUCUGGAGAAGUGGCCGGUGGAGAUGAUGGAGAGGAUUCUUCCCCGACAUGUGCAAAUCAUCGGAGAGAUUAACUGGGUCUGGAUCGGCCAGUUGAUAGAGAGGUACGGCGAUGGACCCAUCAUUCAGGCGCUGAGCAUAUUUGAGGAAGGUGAGACGAAGAAGAUCCGCAUGGGAAACCUUGCCAUUGUCGGGUCGAACAAGGUGAACGGUGUGGCUGCCAUCCACACCGAGAUCAUCAAGAAGGAGACAUUUCCCGAGUUUUAUUGCUGGUGCUGCGACAACGGCGAGCCGAACAAGAUAGUGAACAUGACGAACGGAGUCACCCCCCGUCGCUGGAUUCACUGUGCAAAUCCCGCGCUCAGCGGCAUCUUCACCAAGUAUCUGGGUUCCCAGAAGUGGCUCACAGACCUGACCCUUCUGAAGGAGAUGCUGCAGCACAAAGAGGACCCAAAGUUGCAUGCAGAGUGGAUGGCAAUGAAGCGCAGGUGCAAGGCGAAACUGGCAGACUGGCUGCAGGAGACAAUGGACCUCCAGAUUGACCAAGAGGCCCUCAUCGACAUCCAGAGCCAAGACAGCAAGAGGACUUUGCUGUCGCAACCUGGAAGGUGCGACGGCGUGUCGAUGCUUCGCAGUCAGUGCUAG
This is a messenger RNA of Symbiodinium sp. CCMP2456, 1890 nucleotides long. NCBI's taxonomy places the organism in Eukaryota, Dinophyceae, Suessiales, Symbiodiniaceae. The record is from the annotation of a GenBank genome assembly.